This is a messenger RNA of Bombus pascuorum, 2103 nucleotides long. RefSeq lists its product as uncharacterized. The transcript has 3 exons. Gene Ontology annotation, molecular function: chitin binding. The coding region runs from base 553 to 1167 and encodes 204 amino acids. Gene Ontology annotation, cellular component: extracellular region. The record is from RefSeq and is a predicted model, not a curated record. NCBI's taxonomy places the organism in Eukaryota, Metazoa, Arthropoda, Insecta, Hymenoptera, Apidae.
UUCUGCACGAAACCAAUGGACGUCUUGAAAGACUAAUCGUAGCUGUAAAGAUCGAAGGAUCCAUAAUUGUUAACCUUCGUUAACGAUAAGCCCUGGUUUGCCUCCGGAUGGGACCAGAAUAUCAACAACACACUACGAUGACAUCGGCGUUGUGCCGUCGUUUCGCCGUGAACUAGAAGGUCGUUCGAGCGACUUUCUAGAGGAUGAUCCGUGAAGGGAGAAGACUUAUCUGUCGUGAAGGGAGAGCGGCACAGAUCGGAAUGGCAGGGAGUAAAGGAACAGAAGAGGUGGUCACAGUGUGUCGGUGCUUAACGUCGAACCAACGACCGAACAAACGCGCCUUUCCCCAGUCUUUCAUGUCUCGAGGACCGGUUACCAUCGUUGACUCCGCUGUCGGCCUCGUGUUCCGUGUUUCAUUAUUCGUGAUCGGUUGUUUCCUGUGACUCUUGUUGACGGCGUUGAGGAUGAGGUUGGUUCCUCGUCGAACCGUUGGGUCUUAGUUUCUAGAGCCUGUUGGAGGGUUUUGGGGACCAAGAGCGAACCGGAAGUACCAUGCGGGUGUUCGACAACCUCUGCGCGCUGGGAUACAUCGCGUUCCUUUUGUUGCUUAUCGAGAGUGUACGGGACACCGAAAGCGGCAAAGUGUCGAAGAGGGCGAAACCAGUGGACCCAGACGCGGAGGACAGCCGCGACAACGAGGACUACUACUACGAGGACGUGGAAGAAAGAAAUAAUCCAACGAACGAGGCACCGGUUGUACCUCCUGGAUUUCUCAGCCCCUCUGUUCGCGAGUAUCUCGAUCUCGGGAAAUCGAUACCCGGUCGAGCAGGCACGGAUUAUCCAGUGCUUGGCAAAGUUCCCUACACGAAUUUCUACUGCGACGACCAGCCAUACCCAGGCUUCUUCGCGGACGUGGAAACGAGAUGCCAAGCGUGGCAUUACUGCGACAUAGAUGGCCGUCAGGCGACUUUUCUUUGCCCAAAUGGUACACAAUUCAGUCAAGCAGUGUUCGUCUGCGAUUGGUGGUUCAACGUCAGAUGUGAACUCAGUCCCAAGUUGUACGCCAUCAACAGUCGUCUUUAUGGCAGACCCACGGAGAGUCCAACGAGACCACAUAGACUCAUCACUAAGGAGCUUCUUGAAAAUAUCUUCGUUAGGCGGAAAUGAAGCUGAGAAGCGGAGGCUGCGUUCUCGUUCAUUGCCGACGCGACUGAUCGGUCGCAUCAUCGAUUCGUCUGGCAAAAAGGAAAGAAGAGGCUGCUCCAAGGUUUUGUUUCAUUGACGGAGAACCUGUCUGGAUGGACUUGUAUUUUCUUGGCAGAUAAGAUGAUCGUGUCGACCGUUUUGCGAAUAGUUGGAACUGGAGAGAAGUGGAUACACAGAAAUGCCUUGUUAGUUGAUUGGGGUUUGACGUCACAUCUGGCCAGUUAACCAGAAUAACAGUGUUACAAGAAACCCUAAGAAUGAUAGGAUUUCUUUAGAAUCUUUUUAGAAGAUGCACGAAUUCGUACGUGUGCCUCUGUUAUCCCAAAUAUAGUCGAACGUAACUUGGAAACGCGUCAUUCUUACAAUGAGUAUGUGCAAUCGUUUCUUUCUAUUCAGUAUAAAUUCAAAAAACUGUCGAAGAAGGAACAGUAGGACGCGAUACGGGGUCAAAUAAUAUAUUUCGUCGCUUCGUUAGUUGAUACUGUCCAGUUUUCACAUCGAAGUUAAUUAGUUGUAUGUAGUUCUAUGUGUUCAUAGAGCUAAAAUAAAAUGUAUCAAUAAGUGCACGUUCUUUUACACUUUCAUACAGAUAGAGCACACGAAUUUUCGUUAUUAAUUGACGAUCCUUUGUCACAUGUACAAGUCGGGUCAUGUAGCGUCACUCUUCUAAUUAUAACAAGGCAGUCCUGUAUUUCUUUUCGAUCUACCUAUGUAACAUUGUAUGAGUGAAUGACGGUGAAUGUUAGCGUAGAAUAUCGAUAUAGCAAUCGCGAAUGUCAUUAAUAUAGAGACGAAUAGUCGAAGUAAGAUUAAAAAGGAUACGAUAGAAUUUGUUCGAAGUGCCACUAGGUUGGUUUAUAGGAUAAGCUGUUCGAUGAAGAUUGAGGCGGAGUUUGU